AAAUUAAAAGUUUUGUGUAGCACAAACUCUCCUCUGACGAGCAUCAGGCGAAGGUGGUGGAGCGGGCAAAGUGCCUUCACAACGCUUCCCCAGUUUCUGAGUACGAAGACGGUGUGAGCGAGCGUGAGCGAGACCGGCAGGUGCUGGAGAGAGAACACACCCAGCGGAGCUAACAGAGCAGAUCCGACGGAGCUUUGUUCAGUAUGAGAGAAUCACACUUCAGGGACAACUUCUGGAGCACGGACCUGACCAGCACCAGCGGCUAUGAUAGCCUUAUCCAGCGCAUGAAUGAUGGGAGGAAGAGCUGUAAAGAGCUGGAAGAAUUUAUGAAGCAAAGGGCCAGCAUUGAGGAGCGCUACGGGAAGGAUUUGGUGUCUCUGUCAAAGAAAGUGUGCGGUCAGAACGAACUCAAUACACUGAAGAGAGCGUUUGAUGUCUUUAAACAACAGAUUGAGAACGUGGGAUUGUCCCACAUACAGCUGGCCAGCAACCUGCGGGAAGAGGUGAAGAAACUGGAAGAUUUCCGGGAAAAACAGAAGGAUGCACGGAAGAAAGUGGAACAUGUGAUGGAGAAUCUUCACAAACAGAAGUCAGCUUUUUACAAGAAAACCAUGGACUCCAAGAAGACGUACGAACAGAAAUGUAAAGACAAGGAUGAGGCUGAGCAGCAGAUGAACAGAAACACUGGAUUAACCAACGUUAAACAGAUAGAGAAGCUCCAAGCCAAAGCUCACCAGAGUAAGCAAGUGGCAGAUGAGGCUGAUCGAGUCUACUAUCAGAACGUUUCGAACCUAGAGAAGAUCCAGAAGGACUGGGAGACAGAGCACAUACGGACAUGUGAGAUGCUGGAACAGCAGGAUUGUGAGAGGAUCCACGGCCUGAGGAACACCAUGUGGGUCCAUUCCAACCUGCUGUCACAGGAGUGUGUGGCCAAUGACGAGACGUAUGAAGAGAUCCGGAAGGUUCUGGAACAGUGCAACAUCCAAAAGGACUUGGAAUUCUACGUAGACUUGAAGCGAACUGGCGACACACCCCCAGCUAUUAUCCCUUAUGAGAAUUAUUACAAUGCCCAGAGGGGGCUGAGUGGACCCCGGAAUUCCAACAACACAAGACGGAACCCCCUGCCAGUACCGCAGAAUGCAUAUGACGAGUCUCAAUAUGCAACGAUUGGAGACAGCUCCUACAGUUUAUUGCAGCACUAAUAAGUGUGUGAGUCGAGAACAAAGCGACAAAGGAAAAAUCUCCACCUCGAUUGACCUCCAGGAAGUCAAACCCCUCAUCUCCGGCUCCAGGUCUCCCCUUCCUCCAUCUGUCACUCGCCUUGUCCAGGCGAAGCCUCUGUGCCGUCCUCCCUCCAGGGUUGAUAUGGUCCCAUCAGAUCCCUUGGAAACUCACAUCAGUCUCUCCUCUAAGAACUGCGGCCAUUGACUAUAGGCGGCGCUGAUUGGAUGCUAAGGUGGUACUGCAGCGCCACCAGCAGGCUCACACCGGAAUUACAGAGACAACAGCAACAACUUAUACUGUAUUACACUUUUCCCUCGAGUAAUGUCUUGGACCCAGUAUCCUGUGACAGCCGAGCCAGGAGCGUCAAGUGCCUCGGGCGUUCUCUCAACUUGAAAGGCGCUGUAUAAAUGUAAAUUUGUAUUGCAAAUUAUAUUAACGCCUUAUAACGACUUCCCAAAACACUUCGCAGGACACACAACGAAGUUGUGUGGCUGUGACAGUACUUUGCGGGCAAAUAUACAUUUGAAUUGUACUGUAAAUUGUGUUGUAUUUCACGUUCCAGUAACGCUCCUUUUUGAAGAUGUCUUCUAUUCUCCAAUUUAACACUGCCAUGUGAAAAUUCUGAGCUUGUGUCUUUGUUCCUGAUUAUUUAAACACCUUCCUCGCCGGUCUCCCCAGCUCCAUCAUCCACAAAAUUCAGCUGAUCCCAAGCUCCGCCGCCCGCAUACGCACCCAUAGUAAACUCCGUACUCCCUUCACACCAGUUCUAGCCAGGCUUCGUGGGAUGUCUAUUGCCAAAAGGAUUGGUUUCAAGAUAGUUGCACUCGUUUUCAAUCUUUCACUCUUCAUAGAUUUUCAUAG
Callorhinchus milii (elephant shark) is the source of this 2085-nucleotide messenger RNA. It is a transcript of the gene pstpip2, whose product is annotated as proline-serine-threonine phosphatase interacting protein 2. Gene Ontology annotation, biological process: actin filament polymerization. The record is from RefSeq and is a predicted model, not a curated record. Gene Ontology annotation, molecular function: actin filament binding. NCBI's taxonomy places the organism in Eukaryota, Metazoa, Chordata, Chondrichthyes, Chimaeriformes, Callorhinchidae. The coding region runs from base 204 to 1202 and encodes 332 amino acids. Gene Ontology annotation, cellular component: actin filament; cytoplasm; plasma membrane. The transcript has 15 exons.